Molecule: messenger RNA, 538 nt
Organism: Staurois parvus
Lineage: Eukaryota; Metazoa; Chordata; Amphibia; Anura; Ranidae
Source: the annotation of a GenBank genome assembly
GGGCAUGGGAGGAGGAGACCAGGAAACUAGAGAGAAGGAGGUCUUGUGAGGAGCGGAGUGUGCGUGUUGGGUGGUACUUGGAUAUUAGGUCAGUGAUGUAGUUCGGGGCAGUAUGGUGGGCGGCUUUGUACGUCAGUGUUAGGAUAUUGAAUUUGAUCCGUUGCGCAAUCGGAAGCCAGUGGAGGGAUUGGCAGAGGGGGGUGGAGGACACUGAAUGGAGGCCAGUGGAGGGAUUGGCAGAGAGGCCAGUGUUGGAGGACACUGAAUGGAGGCCAGUGGAGGGAUUGGCAGAGGGGGGUGGAGGACACUGAAUGGAGGCCAGUGGAGGGAUUGGCAGAGGGGGGUGGAGGACACUGAGGGGAGGCCAGUGGAGGGGAGGGAUUGGCAGAGGGGGGUGGAGGACACUGAAUGGAGGCCAGUGGAGGGAUUGGCAGAGGGGGUGGAGGACACUGAGUGGAGGCCAGUGGAGGGAUUGGCAGAAGGGGGUGGCGGAAGCGGGGGGGUGCGGUUGGUAAGGUGGAUGAGUCUAGCAGCCGUA